Messenger RNA from Epinephelus moara (kelp grouper), 5733 nucleotides. RefSeq names its product anillin, actin binding protein (gene anln). The coding region runs from base 147 to 3686 and encodes 1179 amino acids. Gene Ontology annotation, biological process: septin ring organization; mitotic cytokinesis; actomyosin contractile ring assembly. NCBI's taxonomy places the organism in Eukaryota, Metazoa, Chordata, Actinopteri, Perciformes, Serranidae. The transcript has 23 exons. The record is from RefSeq and is a predicted model, not a curated record. Gene Ontology annotation, cellular component: actomyosin contractile ring.
AGAAGAGGAACCGACAACUGGGAAGAGAAGCUGAGAGACGCUCAGCUCGCCUCACUACGCCCUGUUUGUGUACACAGAGAGGUGUACGAAACGUAUUAAAUACAACGCUGUAAAAACAUCGCUCGAGCAGAGAUAAACUGUCCAACAUGGAUCCGUUUACGGAGAAACUGUUGGAGCGGACCCGGGCUCGCAGGGAAAACCUGCAGAAGAAAAUGGCAGAGAGACCAAAUGCAGCAAACAGACAGAUGGUCAAAAGGCCCAGAGAGCCACUGGCUGACACCAAUAGUGUGAUCAGUGAGCCAGUCGUUGAUAAAGUUCCACAGGUGUCCUCCAAGCCUUCUCCGUCCAAGCGCCGGUGCUCAGAGGAAAAUCUCCAGCCUGCAGCUGGCGAGGAAAACCAGGAGCCAGUGAUGCCACGAACUGUGGCUCACAAGCUCUCAGAUCCUCACACAGAAAAGAAACCCCCGGUAGGCCCUGCUAGCCUUCGAGCUUCCUCAUCCCUGGAGAAGACUGCUACCCAGCCUGUUGUCCAGUCUCAGCCAGAGCAGCUGAAAACUGCACAGCCAGAGCCAGAGAAGAUGGUUGUCACCCCUGCUCCUGAUCCUCCAAGCAGCAGAGAAGCAAAGAUGGUGUCUGCCAGUUCAGCCCUGCAGAGCAGCAAGGAGGACCUGGUAGAAGACCCAGCUCUAUCUGCUGCUGGCAUGAAGUCUCGUCUUCAGAGGCUAGCAGAGCAGAGGAAGUGUUGGGAUGGCACUGACACAUCUGAUGCAGUUCCGGACUGCACUCCCCUGUCCCUGUUGAAGAGACAAGCUGAGGUCCCACCGCCCACCAUUCCCACCGCGUCCUCAGGAACUCCUUUGGGGAGGAAAGGCAGACUCGCCAACCUUGCUGCCACCAUUGGAUCCUGGGAAGACGACUUAAGUCAUGCUAACAUUCCCUGUGCAAAUGUAAAAGAGAAGCCUGGUACAGCUGUUCCCAAGAUGGCAGUUAGAGAUGCCACUGUGGCUACCAGCACUAAACCAAGUGCUGCAGGCCAUGUGAUGGCCGGUUCAACUGCAAGCAGCAGCUCUACAUCCAGCUCUCAGCAGGCUGUGUAUUCUCCAGCAAAGCCGAGCCGCGUGGGUCUUCCAGGCCCACAGAUGGUUGACACUCCUGCAGCCAGACCAACACUUAAGUCAGUAACCAUCUCUGAAAAGAGCUCCAACCAGAAGAUCACCUUCCCCUCUAGUCCUCAGAAGAGCUCUGUCCAGGGAGCAGCCUUCCCAUCCAGUCCCCAGAAGGCCGGCCCCUCCUCAACAUCAGUUCCUCAAAGUCCCCUGAAGAAUCAGGCCCUCUCCAGGGGCCACAACCUCCCCUCCAGCCCUGUGAAGCCAGAACUUCGUGCCAAGCCCACGACUGCUGGCCCCUCUGUCCCGCAGGAAAAGGCCUCUGCUGGACCUGGUGUGAAAUCUUUUCUGGAGCGCUUUGGAGAGAGGUGCCAGGAGCGUAGCAACCAUAGCUCUCCAGCAGGGGGCACUACCCACAACAAGACUCCCACUGCGACCCCAUCGUCAUCAUCAUCAUCAUCAGUCACACCAAACACCAGACUGGUACAGGAGAGGCUCAGAGUUGCACAGGCUGCAAACACAGCCACAUCUGAUCUCACCCAAAGACAGAAGAUGGAGCGAGAGUCUGAGCUGGCUCAGAUCCGCAGUCGCUUUCAGAAAGGGAACAACAUGUGGAAAAACAAAGAUGAAGCAGCAGAAACCAAUAAAAACACAGACAUCAAGGAACAACUUGACAAGCCUGUGGAAGCUGAAGUUGCCCCAUGUGAGCCAAAGGAUGAACCCACAGCACCCUCUACUGAGAGACUAGACACACCCACAAAGUGCACUCCUCCAGCAGGUGUUGGGUUGCUGGUCUCACCUCCAGCCUCAACAUCCAGCCCUCUGAGGACUGUCACCCGUACUGAGGAGAAAACAGCUGAGGAAACCCCAGAAGAAACUGAGGUGAUCAGUGAGAGAGAGAUGAACGUGGACCAGUCCAUCAACUCUGCAGUUAUCAACGAGCUGUUUGAUGGAGUACUGACGCAGAGUGAUGAUGAGGAAGAUGAAGAUGAUGAGGAAGAUGCUUUGAAUAUCUCCUCCAUGUCCCUCCUCACUCCACUGGCAGAGACUGUGGCCGCCGUAGUGAAGAGUCCCGAGAGAAGAAUGAUGACGUCGACACCAGCCAGCUCAUUCCUCAUAAAGAGCAACACUCCAGACCAUGUUUCCAAACCUAGCAAGUUCCAGAGAGCUACCAUGGCCCGGGCAGCCUCCUCAGAUAGUCUUGAGGCCUUAGAUGAAGACACACACAAACUGCCAUACAGCAUUGAUGCAUAUAGGUCCACCAGGGUGAAAGAGACAGAGAGGCCCAAUGUCAAACAGGUGAUUGUGAGAAAAGAGGACGUCUCUCACAGGGCAGAGGAACCCAGGGGAUCCAGUCUCUUCAGUAUCAAACAGAAGAUGAAGAUUCUGACAAAUGAGAUGAACCUGCAGCAGACGGUCAUUCAUCAGGCCAGUCAGGCGCUUAACUGCUGCACAGACGAAGAGCACGGCAAAGGAUCCCAGGUGGAGGCUGAGGCAGAGAGGCUGCUGCUGGUGGCAACGGAGAGGAGGGAAGCGUUGAAGGCAGAGCUGGACCGUCUGAAAGGAGACCCAACAGGCCAGAAAAAGGCCUCUGCAGCCCCAGAACCUGCCGGCAUGUCUGCCUCCAAGGGCUCCAUCACCCUGCAGGAGUUGCGUCUUCCUCUCAAGGCAGACUUUGUGUGCUCCAUUGCCAACAAGCCAGAGUCAACCAAACAUUCCUUCUUCAUGAUGAUCCGUGCCGGAGCAGAGAACACUGUGGCCACACCAUUAGCCAGCACACACCGCGGCCUCAGUGGGGACACCCUGGCUUUCCCCACCAAGUUCACCAUAUCUGAAGUUUCCAGUGACUUUACAAUCGACAUUGAGGUCUAUUGCUUGGUGCAGAAGCGCGAUGUCUGCAGUGACAAGAAGAAGAAACCCAGCAAGUCAAAGGCUAUCACUCCAAAGAGAUUCCUCGCCAUCACUAAAAGUGGCCAGACUCCAGUUGUGGCCAGUCCAGGAGGCCCCAAUGCUGUUCGCACCAGUAACUUCGUCCUGGUCGGAUCACACAAGCUCACCCUGUCAUCUAUUGGGAAAAACAAAUUUCCUCUGGAGAAGGUGCCAUUCUUGUGCCCUCUGGAGGGCCACGUCUACCUCAAGCUGCAGUGUGAAGUUGGCUCAAAAGUGGAGGAGAAGGGCUUCCUGACGAUGUUUGAGGACGUCAGUGGAUUUGGAGCCUGGCACAGGAGGUGGUGUGUCUUGUCAGGAUACUGCAUCUCCUACUGGACCUACCCAGAUGAUGAGAAGCGCAAGAAUCCCAUUGGUCGAGUCAACCUGGCUAACUGCACCAGUAAGAAGGUGGAACCAGCCAACAGAGAGUUUUGUGCCCGACCCAACACAUUUGAGCUGAUCACAGUCAGACCACAAAGAGAGGAUGACAAAGAAACACUAGUCAGCCAGUGCAAGAACACCAUGUGUGUCACCAAAAACUGGCUGAGUGCAGACACCAAGGACGAGAGGAAUCUGUGGAUGAAGAAACUGAACCAGAUUCUGGUGGAUCUGCGAAUGUGGCAACCAGACGCCUGUUACAGGCCACUGUAAUUACUGCACUGUCACCACCAGCCCUGUAAUCUUUUGGACUCAGUAUGAGUGACGCAUGCCAUGACAAAGUGCAAUACAGUCUAAGAAUUGUUAAAUAUGUUUACUGGUGGAUGUUUUCCAGGAGAUUAGUAAUCAGACACAUAGCAUAUAGAUCAGAGAGUAAAUAAAGCCAUACAGCUGAAACAUUUCAGGACAGUAUUUCGUGUGGGAGUUUGGCACUAUUUUUGUACAUUUCCAGACAGGUUUGAUGCUCUAAUGUGUCGGGGUAUUAUUGAGUUGCCGCAUUUUUUUUUUUAUGUUAAUGCCAAUAUUUAGUGUUCUUGACACAUAAUGCAUGGCUUUAAAUUAUUCAAUUAGUGGUUUCAAUGCUGAAAUCAUUAAAUAUAUAAAUGGUGUUGGAAUUACAGAUGAAUACUAAUGUGAGGCACCACGAUUUUAUCACAUUUUCUCCUACAUGACGGCACAGAACAAUACUGAGACUUUUGGUAAGUUUUUACUUUAUAUAUAUCUAUAUAUAUAUUAGCUUUUAUAACCUGAGGCAGGACUUUCACUUGGUUUUCUGUAAUUGUCAUGCACAGAUUUUUAAUGCCGUUUUCACACCAGCUUUUGUUGUUUGUAAUGUCUGUUCAGUGUUUGUAAUUAUUUCAGUGUGGAUGUUAAACAGGGAUUGUAAGGUCUGUUACACACUCUACACCAGAGCCUGACCAACAGUUUUGAUAAAGGUCCUAUCUUAGAUAUAACAGAUGUGACCAGCUGAUGUACAAGUCAGAACAUUUUUACAGAGUAAACAUGAAGUUGCAGCGCUCUCUGGUGGACAAACUAUGUAACAGCGGCACUGCUUAAACACAUCUUAUUGCAGUUCAAUACUUACUUGCAUAUACACUGAUACUCAUAUAUAUAUAUAUAUUUGUUUUAAGAUAAUGGCCUGCUUAUUUAUCAGCCAGCUUUUACUUUAUAGCUGUUGUAUUUUUUAUUUUUGUAAAGGGCUUAUCUACACAAAGGAAGCCAUUUUGUUUUGGCAUCAGGUCGGCGUGCUUGGUGUUUGUAGCACUGGGCACUAAAAGUGGUCUUCCAUUAGUCUACAUUCUUAAAGGAAUACUUUGGUUUAUGUAUCAGUUUCUCAUCGCGUGUCACCUUGAAUUCAUGAAGAAAAGGUUGUUUUUCUUGUGUGCCUUCACAUUGAACAAAGAAUCCAAAAAAAAAGCAAAGAUUCUUUGAGUUGAAGAAAUCAGAGUCCACAUUUAACAACGGCAAAACUAUAUCAAUAUGGUUUGAAUAUAGUAGGUUGGAAUGUUCAAGCGAAAAUGCAUGUUUGGAAAGUACUGAGCAAACGACAGGACAAAUGAGACUCGGAUGAUACUGGAGGAGUUGUGAGAAAGUUGUAAACGGAUGUUUUGGUAUAGUUUUGCUGUCGUUAAAUGUGGUCUCCUUCGAUUCAUCAAGAAUUUUUGCCCCUUUUUGUUGACUGUGAAGACAUGCAAGUUCAUUCAAGGAAGCUUGCAGUGAGUAGCUGGUGUACAAAUGCUGAUUUUGUGGGUGAAAUAUUCCUUUAAAGGCUGCACUUGUUUCCUUUUUUUUAAGCAAACUGCAUCUUUUAUGUGUAGUUGUGCAUACAGCAGUAAUAUCUGUGGUGCUGCCACAAAAUCAGUAACAGUUUCUGACUACCGGUACUUUUUCACUCCCUCACACCCUUUGUGUUGCUUAUGCAGAGUAUGUAACAGACUUUACAGCGACCCUGCAGGUUGUUGGUAAAUGUAGUUUCAUAUUAACAGAUUUUCACCUUCAACUUUCAACUAAAAGACGAAUCCUUUUCAUGUUGAUGACCAACACAAACUACGCUACAUGUAUUGUUUCUGCCUACCCUCUACAUACGUUUUCAUCGUGAAGAAUACGAGUGAGCAGGAAAUAUGUCAGGUGUUGUGGAUCAAUGAGACAAUAAAUGCCUGCUUUGACCAAAAUGGACCAGGUUAUCAAUGUUCAUGUUCCUUCUGUCAUUUUGUUGAAGUGUAACUUUUAUUAAAUAGAGUCUACAAUUGGUUUUAAAAGA